Etheostoma cragini (Arkansas darter) is the source of this 3874-nucleotide messenger RNA. It is a transcript of the gene ankrd44, whose product is annotated as ankyrin repeat domain 44. The coding region runs from base 216 to 3428 and encodes 1070 amino acids. NCBI's taxonomy places the organism in Eukaryota, Metazoa, Chordata, Actinopteri, Perciformes, Percidae. The record is from RefSeq and is a predicted model, not a curated record. Gene Ontology annotation, cellular component: cytoplasm. The transcript has 28 exons. Gene Ontology annotation, molecular function: protein binding.
GUGCUCGCCCCCGGCCUUCAUCACCAUCACCGCUUGUGUGUGUCUGCUACAGAUCUAAGAGAAGCCUGCUACGAGCUGCUACAGCUAUAAGUCCCGCAGGAAGUCCGGAGGAAGGAGAGGAGGAGGAGAAGGAGGAGGAGCGGAGCCCAGCAUCGCACCGUGCAUGGUGCUGCGGUGUCGGAGGGAGUUGAUGAGCAGCCGGAGCUGACCCAGAGAUGGCUGUCCUCAAACUGGCUGACCAGCCUCCUCUCAUCCAGGCAAUCUUCAGUGGAGACCCUGAAGAGAUUCGCAUGCUCAUUUACAAGUCUGAAGAUAUCAAUGCUCUGGAUGCAGAGAAGCGCACCCCGCUGCAUGCAGCGGCCUUCCUGGGUGAUGCCGAGAUCACAGAGCUUCUCAUCCUCUCUGGGGCUCGGGUCAAUGCCAAAGAUAAUAUGUGGCUCACCCCCCUCCAUCGUGCUGUGGCAUCUCGGAGCGAGGAGGCAGUGCGAGUUUUGAUCCGCCACUCGGCCGAUGUGAAUGCGCGGGACAAGAACUGGCAGACGCCGCUGCACGUGGCUGCAGCCAAUAACGCGCUGCGAUGCGCUGAGGUCAUCAUCCCGCUGCUGAGUAGCGUUAACGUGUCGGACCGCGGCGGACGUACCGCCCUGCAUCACGCUGCCCUCAAUGGCCACACUGAGAUGGUGAACCUCCUCCUCGCGAAAGGAGCCAACAUCAACGCCUUUGAUAAGAAAGAUGGCCGGGCUCUGCACUGGGCAGCUUUCAUGGGACAUUUGGAUGUGGUUUGUCUGCUGGUGAGUGAGGGGGCGGAAACCAGCUGUAAGGACAAACGGGGAUACACUCCCCUCCACGCGGCGGCCUCCGGUGGGCAGAUCGCUGUGGUCAAACAUCUGCUGAAUCUAGCUGUGGAGAUAGAUGAGUCCAAUGCAUUUGGGAACACGGCGCUCCACGUGGCCUGUUUUAAUGGUCAGGACUCCGUCGUCAGUGAGCUAAUUGAUUACGGUGCUAACGUCAGCCAGGCCAACAACAAUGGCUUCACUCCGCUGCACUUUGCCGCCGCCUCCACACAUGGAGCAAUCUGUCUGGAGUUCCUGGUCAACAACGGGGCGGAUGUCAACGUACAGAGUCGUGACGGGAAGAGUCCACUUCACAUGACGGCAGUUCACGGACGCUUUACUCGCUCCCAGACCCUCAUCCAGAAUGGUGGGGAGAUUGACAGUGUGGACAAGGACGGCAACACCCCUCUCCACAUUGCUGCCCGCUACGGUCAUGAACUCCUCAUCAACACGCUCAUCACCAGCGGAGCAGACUGCACAAAACGAGGAGUCCAUGACAUGUUCCCCCUCCACCUGGCUGCCUUGAACGCUCACGCCGACUGCUGCAGGAAGCUUCUCUCCUCAGGUCGGAGGUUUAGCAUAAUGUGUAACGACUCGGUCCUGUCUGCAGGCUUCCAGAUAGACACUCCUGACAGCCUGGGGAGGACCUGCCUGCACGCUGCUGCUGCCGGAGGUAAUGUCGAGUGUGUCAAGUUACUUCUGAGCAGCGGUGGAGACCACAACAGGAGGGAUAAGUGCGGCAGAACUCCCCUCCACUAUGCAGCUGCCAGCCGUCACUAUCAGUGUCUGGAGACUCUGGUUGCUUGUGGCACCGCCAUUAACGCAACUGACCAGUGGGGGCGCUCUGCGCUGCACUAUGCCGCUGCCUCGGACCUGGACAGAAGGCGGCGUGUUGCCCUGGAGCCAGAGAGUGAUGGAGUUCAGGCAGAGCGGGAGAAAGAGGCAGCGCUAUGUUUAGAGUUCCUGCUGCAGAGCGGAGCGACGGCCUCGCUGAAAGACAAACAGGGCUACAGUCCUGUCCACUACGCUGCGGCCUACGGACACAGGCACUGUCUGGAGCGGCUGCUGGACAGAGACGACGGUCACCAAGACGACCCUGAAUCUCCAAACCCUCGGAGCCCGCUGCACCUCGCUGCGUACCACGGCCACGCUCAGGCCCUGGAGGUGCUGCUGCAGGGGGAGAGGGAGGUGGACCAGGGAGACGAGGUGGGGAGGACGCCCCUGGCCCUGGCCGCCCUCCGGGGCCACACUGAAUGCGUUCACACACUCCUCAGCAAGGGGGCGUCGCCACGUGCCACAGACACGCAGUACGGACGCAACCCUGUCCACCUGGCAGUGAUGAACGGUCAUACGACGUGUGUGCGCCUUCUGCUGGAUGACUCAGACAGUGCAGACCUGGUAGAUGCUGAUGACUCUCAGGGACAGACUCCUCUGAUGCUGGCGGUGGCGGGAGGACACGUGGACGCCGUGUCGCUGCUGCUGGAGCGGGAAGCCAACGUGAACCUGGCGAGUAACCACGGCCUCACUGCGCUGCACCUCGGGCUGCUGUGUGGUCAGGAGGAGUGUAUCCAGUGUCUGUUGGAGCAAGAAGCUUCCAUUUUGCUGGGUGACUCUCGGGGUCGGACUGCCAUCCACCUGGCCGCCGCCCGCGGCCACGCCUCGUGGCUCUGCGAGCUGCUGAGCAUCGCCGGCUCCGAGCCACCGUCCCUCCCCCCGCUGAGGGACCACAGCGGCUACACACCACUGCACUGGGCCUGCUACUAUGGUCAUGAGGGGUGCGUGGAGGUUCUGCUGGAGCAGAAAGGUUGUCGCUGUAUUGAUGGGAACCCAUUCACCCCGCUGCACUGUGCGGUGGUGAACGAUCACGAGCCGUGUGCGUCGCUGCUGCUGGAGGCGAUGGGUUCGGACAUCGCUGGCUGCAAAGACGCUAAGGACAGGACUCCUCUUCAUGCUGCAGCGUUCUCGGGUCACGUCGACUGCAUCCAGCUGCUCCUGUCUCACGAUGCACCCGUCGAUACCGUGGACCAAUCGGGUCGCGACGCACUGAUGAUGGCGGCUGAGAAGGGCAGAGCCGGAGCCCUCGAGGUGCUGUUGACCAGUGCCAACCUCAGUCUGAGGGACAAAGACGGCAACACCGCCCUGCAUCUAGCCUGCAGUAAUGGAAAGGAAGACUGUGUGAUGUUGAUCCUGGAGAAGCUGUCCGACACGGCCCUCAUAAAUGCAACAAAUGCAGCGCUGCAAACUCCUCUCCACCUGGCGGCCCGUAGCGGUCUGAAGAAGGCGGUCCAGGAGCUGCUGUCCCGAGGAGCCAACGUUCAGACGGUGGAUGAGAACGGUCUUACGCCUGCUCUGGCUUGCGCUCCUAGCAAAGAGGUGGCUGACUGUCUGGCUCUCAUUCUGGCUACCAUGAUGCCUUUCUGCUCCCCUUGUAGCUCCGGGGCUCCCUCCCCAGGCUCCCUGCUGAGGCAGCUGCCCCACCAGGGGGGUAAAGGCCCGGGCACCGGCCCUCGGGGGCCACGCAGCCCCAGGAACCCCUCCGGACCCUCCAGCGAGGGGACCACAGAGAACGAUUCGGAGGACUCGGAAACCUUCUGACCCCUCCUAAACCGACUCUCUACCCUUCUACCUCGAACUGUGCACUGGAACCUUUUACCUCCCCCCCCCCUCGAGGAAUGAUGCAGUGUUUUAGUCUGUAGUGCACUCUUGAGGGAGAAGGGUAGAGACUUGGUUGUGGCACAGCUUUGAUGUUUUGUAGUGUCUGUAUCUUGUACAAAGUCGCCCUACAGCGCUUUUUCUUAGUGCCCUUUUUCUAAGAACAACGAGUGGAGCAGCCACACUGCCCCGGACUUCCCACUGCAGCCGAGCAAGCUGCUUCACCGAGAAGAAGUCCACCUGGACCAGCUCGGGUCUGCAUGUUUGUGUUUACUUACACCAGGUUAGUUCUUUCUACUCACGGGUGCUUAAAUCCAACCCGACCUCGGUACUUUAGUCUCUGCAUGGCAUAGCAACUCGCCUCUUAGACUCAAUUUGUCUUUAAAAAA